GGCAGAGAGUCCGGACUACCGCUCAAACACUGCAGUCUUUUGCUUCUCUGUGGAAACAGUGUCUUUCUCUUCUGCCUGCCUGUCUCUUCUUAUUGCUUUAUUCUUCUCUCGCGGCUUUGCCAUGACCCCAGCGGACACCUUGAUCUCCUUGCCCACCUAGAGAAGAAGGGAGAAAUGCUGUAGCGGAGGAAGGAGAGACGAGAAGAGGGGACACGGCACACUUUGCCUCACUGAUGAGAGUCUGGAAAUUAAUUAACCGCCGGCAGCACAGAGGGGGGAGCGCAGAGAGGGGCUCAGUGUGAGGUGCAGGAGGACAAUAAGAGGGAGUUGAAGAGGGUGAAUUAUUAAAUGUGUGGGGAAGAGGCUGUGGAGAUGAGUAACCUCUAGACACUUUUCAGAGACAAAAAGGACAAGUUUGGGCAAGGCAGGAAUUUUAACAAAAGGAUAUAUUGAAAAAGCCAAAGAAUGUACUGCUCACAAGCGUUAUUCAUCCUUUCAUGCCGCUUUUCAUCCUUCCCCUCACAUGCAUAACACCAUAUUUCCCUCUCAUCUUCUUAUCCUUUUUCACUGCAUGUCAGCAAAAGCAUAUCGACAGCCACCACCACAAGCCUUAGACCCGUGCGUAGCAUUUCAUUCUCAGUGGAUGUGUUACUGAAUACAUGAAGUUGAUUGGCAGAAUCAGGAGUGCUGUUAUCUCCCAGCCGAGAGUACCUGCUCAGGAAUUUCCCAUGAGUCCAGGUAGGACGUCUUGGAUCAUUUCGCCAGCCCAAAGCAGCUGGAGAGGUCGACUCGAAGCCCUCCAGUCAUUUACCUGAUUGGAUCGUUAUGAGAUGAAACUGCAAACCAGUUUAUCUCUCAGAGCAUGACACUUGUGUUUGGGGCGAUUACAGAGAGGGAAACAAGGAUGUGCAGAUGUGAAAGUGUGUGUGGGGAUUAUGUCCUAAAUACACAGAAUUACACAGUUGUUGCGGCAGGAUUAUGCAAAGUCUCCUGCUGGAUGUAGUGGCACUAUUGGAUUAAAGAGCGGAACUACUACAGGACAUUAUCUUUCACAGAUUAAGUGAGAUCAAGUUUGUCACACCUGGGGUAGAAUUGAAUAAGCCGUUGCAGAGUUUGAUGAGGGGUCUAUUCUGAGGAAUAGGUAAAAACAUCACAAAAACAAUCUCUCAGCGCCCAACGGAAUAACUUUUGGUCCCUCUGUGUGGACUAAGUACUGAAGUACACAGAGUGACUAUAAAGAGACUCUUAAAGUUCCUUCAGUCUCCAUAAUGAGACGCUCGAGCACAGACGAGACUCCGUACCGGCGCAGUCCGUCUCUGGACAGCAAACCCGACACGCCGCCGUUCACUUCUGGCUUUCACCGCUUCAGUGGGGAGUUUGAGUACAAGCGGCCACCGUUUGCGUUCGGCUUCCACACGACAAAAGGGCCGGAGACGUCAAAGGGGCGCUAUGCCCAGGGGAAGAAGUAUGUGGUGUUUUACCUGGACCUCUCCUUCAUAUUCCUCCUAGAACUGCGGCGCUGCAGGAUGGCCGAGGGUUGCAUGAUGGCCCUGCGAUACGGAAUGGUCUUCUUCAACCUCCUCUUCUGGUUGGGAGGAUGUGGCAUACUGGGGGUGGGAGUUUGGCUCUCAGUUACCCAGGGAAACUUUGCCACCCUAUCAUCAUCACUUCCCUCCCUGUCAGCUGCCAACCUGCUGAUCGCGGUGGGAACCAUAAUCAUGGUGAUCGGCUGUUUGGGCUGCGUAGGAGCCGUCAAAGAGAGUCGCCCUGUGCUGCUGACGUUCUUCAUCCUCCUCCUGCUCAUCUUCUUCCUGGAGAUUCUGUCCAUCAUGCUUUUCUUCAUCUACCGAGAUGAGAUUGAUCACUACGCCCAAAGGGAUCUGAAGAAGGGCCUGCAGCUCUUCGGCACGGAGGGAAAUGUGGGUCUGACCAACGCCUGGAUGAUAGUACAAACUGAUUUUCGCUGCUGUGGAGUCACCAACCACACAGACUGGUUUGAGGUUUACAACGCCAGCCGCGUGCCGGACUCCUGCUGCCUGGAGUACAGCGACAACUGUGGCCUGGACAACCCAGGAACAUGGUGGACAGCGCCGUGCUACGAGAGGGUAAAGGACUGGCUUAAUGAGAACCUGGUGGCUCUUUGGAUCUUUGCUCUAUGCACAGCACUUACUCAGAUCCUGGGCCUGGUCUUCUCUAUGACGAUGUUCUGCCAGGCAGUGAAAGUAGAGACCUUCUACGCCUAGCGAUCGACCCAUCCCUCGCUCUUCAGCACACUUGGAUUGUUUCUCAUCAGAGAGGGACCAAUAUAGACCCCCUCCUCCUCCUCCCCUCCUCCUCCUCCUCCUCCUCUUCCUCCUCCCUCGACAGACUCUUCUUCCCUUGUCCUCUCUGUGACAUUCCCUCUCGGGUGUCACCACUUCACAGUUUUUCUGCUAACUAUCAAGACGCACAGUGUCAGUGUUUUAUCUGAGUCGGUUCCUAUGGUUUGCUCUGUGUCAAAAAGCUAAUUUUUGUGAUACAUUUUAUGAAGCAGUAAUAUGAACAUGUAUAAAAAAGUGUAACCAUCCUUUUUUUUAAUAAGUGUUUUGUUCUAAAUUAUUUCUUGGUUUGUAUGUGUUUUCAAAAUGAGAGCUACAGUUGGGGACUGAGUGAAGUGCUGCAAGUGCAUGUCUCCUGCGAUGGUGUAUUAAAUGUUCUGGCUCCACUAAACA
Trematomus bernacchii (emerald rockcod) is the source of this 2711-nucleotide messenger RNA. It is a transcript of the gene tspan4a, whose product is annotated as tetraspanin 4a. The record is from RefSeq and is a predicted model, not a curated record. NCBI's taxonomy places the organism in Eukaryota, Metazoa, Chordata, Actinopteri, Perciformes, Nototheniidae. Gene Ontology annotation, cellular component: membrane. The coding region runs from base 1269 to 2243 and encodes 324 amino acids. The transcript has 7 exons.